AAUAUUUAAAUGGAGCGGCUUUCAUCCCCCUUUUUUUAUAUUCCAAGGUAACAAAAGCAGUGCCUGAAGUUUUCACGUUUUUUAGUUGACGUUAGUAGUAUCGCUGACUUUAGUGCUUGCUAAAUAUUUGAAAAUCCAGUCACUUGUAGGCUUACAUGCCUAACAGAAUUAUCAUUUCGUUAUGACGUCUACAAGUAGUGAUAUUGUUCCAGUUGGCACAAUAAUCAAAGAAAGAUGGAGAGUUUACACUAAAAUUGGUGGCGGUGGUUUUGGUGAAAUCUAUGAAGCUGUUGAUAUGAUCAAUCAACAAAAGGUUGCUGUGAAAGUUGAGUCGGCACAACAACCGAAACAAGUAUUAAAAAUGGAAGUUGCUGUACUUAAACGAUUACAAGGACGUGCACACACAUGUCGUUUUAUCGGUUGUGGUAGAAAUGAACAGUUUAAUUAUAUAGUAAUGAGUCUUCAAGGUAAAAAUCUAGCAGAUUUAAGACGAUCAACUCGUCGUGGAUGUUUUACUAUAAGUACAACUGUACGACUAGCUCGUCAAAUGCUUGUUGCUAUUGAAAAUGUUCAUAAUGUUGGAUUUCUUCAUAGAGAUAUAAAACCAUCAAAUUUCGCAUUAGGAACUGGGAUCGGACCUGGCGCUGUAAAUCCUAGACAAAUUGUGCUUCUUGACUUUGGGUUGGCUCGUCAGUAUACAACUGCAAACGGAGACAUUCGAGCUCCUAGACAGGUAGCCGGUUUUCGGGGUACUGUCAGGUACGCUUCUGUUAAUGCUCAUUCAAAUAAGGAACUUGGACGCCAUGAUGAUCUCUGGUCGUUAUAUUAUAUGCUUGGUGAAUUCAUAGUCGGUGAAUUACCUUGGCGAAAAAUCAAAGAUAAGGAGCAGGUUGGCUUGAUGAAACAAACGUUUGAUCAUAAUCAGUUAUUAAAGUUUAUGCCACGUGAAUUUAGACCAUUUCUUGAACACAUUCAAAAUUUGACCUAUUUCGAUCGUCCUGACUACAUAUAUUUGCAUUCUUUGCUUAACGCUUAUAUGGAACGUCGUAGGAUAAAUGAAUCUGAUCCAUUUGAUUGGGAGAUAACAACUGAGCCUACGCCUGUUACUGGUGCUAAUGAGACUAAUCAGCACCAUACAACACAAACACCUAUAGCAACUCAACAAGCUGCUCAGGUUACUGUAGCUGGAGCACAGGGAACACUAGAUGUCUCCAAGCUCCGAAAGGGUAUUCCUUCUGGAGUGGAUCAAAAUCGGCUAAAUGUUGGUGCAGGCUCAAGUGGAUAUAUAAGUGGAACUAGAUUGGCCGGAAGUAGUUCAAACAUAGCUCUUGUAAGUCCAGUUGUAACCACUUCAGUGGCUAAUGUAGGGAAAUCUUUUGAUGCUAUCCCAUGUCAUGGUGGACCAAAUGGUAGUGCCUUAAAUUCAAGAUCAGGUGUAGUUUCACAUCAUCGUAAUAAUGUCGACGAAAUUUUGAGCAACCACAACUCUCAGCAGCAACAAGGUAACAAUACACCGCGUAAAUCAUUUUCAAAUGCAGGUGCACGGUCGCAUCGACCUGCCACUACUCCACGUCUUGUUAAAGAAGCUGGAGCGGCGAGAGCUCGUGAAGCUGCCUCUAAAGAUGUUACCAAAGUAGAUCAUUUUUACUCUCCACAUUCUCAAGCUAAUCGCGUUUCUCCUUCAGCUAAAGUUGGUAAUACCGACUCAGUUUGUCAACCAACGGAUAGUUCUAUACCGAUUAGUUGUGGACAUCGUAAUAAUGAUCCAAACAGACUUCAACCUGGUAUAGGGACAACGAACAGCAAUUCAUCAAAUCGUCGACCUAUAAGUGCAGGUGCAGCUCAUCUUAGAAGUAGUGGAGGCACUAUAGGAAGUACAGCAAGUGUUGUUGGGGCUGGUUCAGGGACGCGGUGCGACACAAGUUGCACACAUGCUGUCAUUGUAAUGGUCGAUCAAGGAGAAAAUAGUAAUUAUCAUGAUAUGACAAAAGCUGUUCCCCUUACACUCGCUAGUCAUUGGAUUGCUGGUGGAGAAGAUGAAGAAGGUUCGGGCCUCUCUGAAAAUGAGGAUGCUGUCGUAAAAGUUAAAGGUCCAGCUUCUUCUGUUGCUAGUGCUUCUGGUGGGGUUGGAGACGAAUACGAUGCAUCGAAUCAUUUGAACAAAUUUAAUGGAACAAAUAAUCAAUUACCUGAAUGUGGGAGCGGAGAAGAUAAUGAAGUAUUUCCCAGAAUGCAGUCAGAAAAUGGCAAUAAUGACAAUAAUUACUUUUGUAAUUGUGACCCUAGUAUGCUAAAUUCUCAGCGAGUCUUUCAACCUUCUGGAGAUGUUAACAAGGAUGUUGGAUCUGGUUCUUAUCAAGAGCCAGGAUCAGAUGAAAAUAGUGGAGAGAGAUCUUCAGUGAAUGUACCUUAUUUUACACCUGGCAGACAAGUAUCUAUUUCUUCUCAACAUACAUAUGGAGAGGUUGAAAGUGGUUCCUACAGACAUAAUAUCAAUUCUUUUGGAAAUCGAGGUGUUGCACGUAAGCUAUCCCAAGGAUUUCGCCGGCAAAGAGCACUGCCUCAAUAUCUUACUUCAGAAUCAAAAUUACUUCCAAGUUAUGGUAUGCCUACAGCCAAAGAAAGUUGUUUAGUCAAUUCACCAACUCGUUUGAAAUCUUUUAAAAGUGAUAAUGAUAAUAAUUGGAUCACUCGAAGUGGUGGUGAUUUAAUGCCUCAGUUCCCAAUUCCAUUCUCACGUUCCACAAGUCCAUACCAUCCUCAUGGCUUAGAAAUUGUUGAUGAAAAUGCUAGUAUACCAGUUUCUAAGCAUUCACCAUAUAUUACACAAGAAAUGGUUGAUCGCAGAGGUCGAAUCCAGUAUAAAGAUUUACAUGAUCAUGAUUAUCGUGAAUCAGGAAAUCUAAUUAAUGAGUUUCAUUUUGAUCCAAUUGUUAAUUUAAAUAAUAAUCAUAAUGAUAAUAACAAUGCUAACACUAAUAAUAAUCACAGUUAUUCAAAUACAUGGAAGUUUAAUCAAAACAGUAAUUGUUUUCCUAAUCCACCACAUUUAAAUUCUUCUAAUUCCAUGUAUCAUCAUUUACAACCUGUCGAGAAUCAAUCAAAUCAUAUGAGUCGUUCAAUGAUAUUAUCACAAACAAGCAGCGCUGAGCCAUCAUCCACAUAUAAUCUCCUCAUGCAUCCAUUACGAAUAAAUAAUGAAAAUAAUGAGAUUAAUUUGAAACCACCAAAUUCAUCAUAUUUAACUGAUGGUCCUAUCUUUUAUAAAUCACCAUUUCAAUAUUCUUCAGCAUCGCCAUCUGUCACGAAACCAUUAACUACUACUAUAAUAUCACGUGAUUAUUUUCGCUCUCGUCCUGAUAUCUCUUCAGCAUCACGUCAAUAUUAUGUUUCACAACCAAAUAAUCAUUUCAAUACAACUACACGACGUCCGACAUUAUCGGUCGCACAAAAUAACUCAUAUUUAAAAGCACCAUUUUCUAAAUCUGAACAUAAUCUUUUACAUGCUGUGGACAGCUUACCGGAUUUGGAAAACAGGCGAUUUCAGCCUACAGUUGAAGAUGAUAGUUACUUGGACAUGAGACAACAACAACAAAAAUGGUUAGUCAUACGAGAAAAAAUUCCAACACAUCACUAUCUGAAAUUUUGAACGAUCAUAUUGUCUCGAAAGGAUUCGAAGUUAGGGCUUGCCUCGUGAUGCAGUCCGAUGAUUUGCGUAAUGCAUGUCCUAUCCAAAAAGCAGUAGACCUAAUUCAGUUAUAAAUUGUGUAAUUUUAAUUUCCAUAUAUAUAUACAAGAUUGGAUAUUCUACUAAUCCGAUUGUAUCUAAAUCUUUAGCUGAUACUAAUCCAUCUAUUGAAAUAAUAAAUAGAUUUUCAUAUCAAUCAAAUAUAUCAAAAUCAUCAAUUGAUCAUGUAUUUGAACGUUCAUCUAAACCGAAUUCAUUAUAUUUUAUUCGACCAACACAACAUGCAAUUGAUAUGUAAUGUAGUUAUGAUGGAAAAGAAAAAUAAAUAACUAAACAAACCAUCAAUUAUUUCUAUGAUUAUGAUUAAUUUUGUAGUGUAUUAUAAUAUGUGUGUACACUUAUUUCUUUUCUAUGAUUAUUAUUUUCAUUUGAAGAGUUCUUUUUGAAAAACAAAGAAACAAAAAUAAAGAAAGAAAAAAGAAAACUCUUUACAUUACUGAUUAAUUCAUUAUUGAAAUGAUCAUAUCAUUCUUCGUAUAUAGUGAAUGAUGAUAUUGAACAUUGAAGAAUCUUCCGUUUUGUUCGCUAUACUGUGAUUACUACCAGUACUACUACUACUAGUUAUAUUACAGUACUCUUCACAAGAAUUAUAUGACAUUGUGUUCAACUUUCUUGUUUCUAUCUUCAUGUUUAUUUAUUUCUUUUAUGUAUUUAUGUGCAUAUUUUACUACUUACUCUGUGCUAAUCAUCAUCAUCACCAUCUUCUCUGUAUUAUGUAUAUGUGUGUGGGUGUGUGUGACUAGCCCAUUGUAUACAAUGUACAAUUAGAAAAUUCUGAUGUUAUCUUUUACCCAUUUACGAUUGCUUACUGUUUUAUUUUAACCAUUGUUUAUAUAUUUUUCUAGGUAAAUAAAAUUACUGAUAUCUGUUUGUUUUUUGUUUCUUUCUUUCUGUAAAAACGUUUAUUCUAUACAAUUUAGGCUGUGCACUACUUGCUAUACAUGUACAUCAAAAACAAACAAAAUGCUUACAUAUAUAUACUACUUAUUUAGUCUUCUAUCUCUCCUCAUAAAAUAUCCUUUACAAUAUAUCUUUUCAUUAAUAUUUCUAUAUUCUGUUCAAUAUCUUCCUUGUCUUUUAAAAACUAGAACAAGCACUAUACUACUACUACUAUUGCUACUUAAAUCAAAUUUCACACAUUUCUCUUUUCAUUUGAUUUAAAUUUCUUGACCAUUUGUAUAAUAUUUAAGAAAAGAAAAAAAGAAAAAAAAAGAGAACUCAGUAACUAAUAUCAUUUUGUUUUUACCAUGUGCAUAUCAUAUUUCAUUUCUCUUUUUUUUCUAAUUUUUUUAAAUUUAAUUAAAAUGUAACCCUAAUUAUCAUUUAACUUUGUUUAUGAAACCAUAUUAUUAUUGUUAAUGGGAAUAAUACUACUUAUUUAUUUAUAUGAUGUGUAUAUUUGUGCAAUAUACACUGUACUAAAUAUGUGCGUAUAAAUUAUAUGUAACUGUAUAUAUUUGCAUGUGUGUAUUUGUGUAUGAAAGGAAUUCUACCUCUUUAUGAGUUGAUUUGUUAAGAGUACAAUAAAUAUUCAAUAGUACAGUUAAUAAUAUUAAUCUAAAUAUACAUAAUAUUGAAUGUCGCUUAAAUUGUCUUUUUUCUAGAGUAAUUACAUAAAAUGUGUAUUUAUUAUUGUUCCUUUUGUUUUCUUCGUUUUUUUUUU
Schistosoma margrebowiei is the source of this 5411-nucleotide messenger RNA. Lineage: Eukaryota; Metazoa; Platyhelminthes; Trematoda; Strigeidida; Schistosomatidae. The record is from the annotation of a GenBank genome assembly.